CUGACUCUCCCGGACACGUUAGGUCCGUUCCGUUGGUAGUUUCAUCCCGUUACUGGGAAUCCAUUAAUCACUAUUUAAGACCAAGGGGCCAACCACACCGUGACAAGACCGUACCAACUCAACUCUUGCCAUUGCUCAUCUAUCUACAUUCAGUUUCAUACUCCUCCGUAGUUAAAUCAUCUCUCUCCAUCAUGUCUCUCGUCCUUGAGCUCCCCGCUGAAUACGGCUUCGUCCUCGUUGCCGCCACCUCCACCUUCUUCAUCAACACCCUCCACGUUCUCCUCACUAGCAAGGCUCGCAAGCGAAGCGGUAUCAAGUAUCCCGUCGCCUACGCUUCCAACGAGCUCGCUGAGAAGGACGCCGAGGCCUUCAAGUUCAACUGCGCCCAGCGCUCGCACGCCAACUUCACCGAGAACCAGAUCUCUUUCCUUGGUGCUCUUCUGAUCUCUGGCCUUCGUUUCCCCGUUGCCUCUGCCGUUCUUGGUGCUGGCUGGGCCUUCUCUCGUGUAUUCUACGCCAUUGGCUACUCUGCUGGUGGCCCCAAGGGACGCAUGGGUGGCUCAAUCGGCUCUUUCCUCUGCGAUACCUCGCUCAAGUGCAUGGCCGCCUAUACCUCCAUCAUGUUUGCCAUAGGCAACUAAGUCGGACUGACGGACAAGUUUUGGGGGGGGAAAAAAGUAAUAUAUGCAUGACAUUAGUUUCUGUUUUACUUAACUAGACCUGCCACGAAUUCCCCAUCGUUGCUAUUUCCUGCUUUUUGCUGUGACCAUUAGACGCCUGCGUAUCCGUCCAUUACAUGCAACUUGACCAAUUCCAAAAAGAAAGAAAGAAAAAUCAUAAUGCUCAAUCGUAAAUCUCAUACCAAAUCCUUAUUCAACACCCUCCUGCAUCCCGUACAAACUCACAUCAGCUUCACCUUCGAAGCCUUCUCCUUCUCAGCUCCUGUCCAACGGUCGGGUUUUGCUCAGAAUCUUGGACUGGCUGAUUUUCAUGCAUCUCCACCUUGUCAUCCUCUUCAGCCUCAGUAAUGGACUCGAUGCCAUUGUUACCCAAGAGAUAGUCUCCGUAAUACUUCAUCGCAUUGAAUAUCUCUUCUCCUGUUGGAACAAUGUGCUCUUUGGGAAGCAGGAAACCGUAGCUGCCGGUAUCUCGAAGCUUGAGCUGGUAGCUGUAGUGAGCUCGCAUUUCAUGAUAGAACCAGUCGACAGCUGAUCCGCCGCCAGAUUCGAUGCGAGACCAGUAACGACCACCGCUGAAUUCCCGUGCUGAGACCGCACCCUCACACGCCGAUGCAACCGUGUACGACUCUCCAUUUGAUAGACGGAUAGACUUCGCAAUACCUGCGGCAAGCUCUUCCAAGUUCUCCAGAUUGGGAGGGUCGACGGAGCAAGUGUAAGAGUAAGGAUAGAGAAUUUGCUGAGAGUAUGAAUGUAAAUCAAUCAAGCCGACAAAUCGAACGUUGUUGUUCCAGGUUUGGUUCCGCGCCCAAUCGGCAAUGUGCACCGCUUCAACUGCCUGAAAAGGCUUCUCUCCCCCAUAACUCUCAGAGCAUGGGUCCCGUUGAACCUGUGAGCCAUCCCACUCGUACCCGUAAGCUCGGUCAAGGUCCAGUCCACGGCAAAACUGAAGGUUAGUCUGUUGUCGUGUUUUGCGCCAGAGCCGAUCGAUAUGCCAGGUAUACUCGAAACCAUCAGGGUUCGCGAUUGGGAGGAAGACCAAGUCGAACUCGUCCAAUAGCUUUGUGAUCAUCCGUUCUUUACCAUAGCUAGUGAUGAAGGACCAUGCCAGGUAGUUGACAGUACUCGUUGAGAUCCAUUCGCGAGCAUGAGAGCCGCCCAUGAUCAUGAUUGUUUUGCGCCGAGGCGCAUCCGGUGCUGUGUUCGGAAUCCCCACUCGUAGGGCAGGUAUAUCGCGGCCUUCGUAUGACUUGCCGAUGUUGAUGUACUUGACAUAGGACGGAAACAUAGCCUCAAGGAGACGCAUCCAUCUCAUCACGACCGGCAGAGACUGGUAAUCCUGGAAAAAGAGGUUGUCUCCAGGCGAAGAAGCGACUUUCAGGACCGGAGGGGCGGGCUUAGGAUCGUAAUAAGCUGGGUUUCCUCCGAUAGGCAGUGAUUUAUAGACCGCGGCGGCCAAAUCCGGGAUCAGAAUCGAGUGCGAUGCGUGUAGUGUCUUAGGAAGCAAGCUCAGCAGAGGUCGAACCUCGUCAGCGUGUAGGCGGAUGUCGACAUAGUCAUCGGUAAAAGCCCAGACAUCGAGAAAUAGUCGAGCAGCGGCAUCGGCAAGGGCUCCCUCUUCGUGCGAGGUAGUGACGUUGAAGCGGAGGACCAACUGAUUGAGGUAUUGUGCGCGUAGUUGAUUGAUGACGGGCGGCGGGGUGUUUUUACUUGGAUGACGUCCGAAGACGGUCUCGAUAGCCUUGUCGCGAAGUUUAGAAAGGAAAGGGAAGAGUCGUUUGUUCGCGUCAUUAUUGUUAUUCUCGUUAUUCUGUAAAUCUGGGACGGCACGAUGUGUAUCGAUGCCAGCGGCGUGGGUGCUGGAGGCCUGCAGAAGUAGCAGACUCGCUGCCAGUAAAGGCAACCUCAUCUUGAGUCUUAUAAGAGAACGCGCAGCCGACUCGAUCAAUUGAUGCUGAUUGCCUGAAGUGGCCGGGAUUGGAUGUGGAGGACUAUCAGCCCUCAGCUGAAUAAUUGAUGACUCUGUAUGAUGGAUGUAGCGACAAUUAUUAAAGAUAUGAGUGACGAUGUUUGAAGGUUACACUGCC
Fusarium odoratissimum NRRL 54006 is the source of this 2764-nucleotide messenger RNA. RefSeq names its product glutathione S-transferase. Bases 192 to 641 code for a protein of 149 amino acids. Gene Ontology annotation, molecular function: glutathione peroxidase activity; glutathione transferase activity. The record is from RefSeq and is a predicted model, not a curated record. Gene Ontology annotation, cellular component: membrane; endoplasmic reticulum; nuclear envelope. The transcript is spliced from 4 exons. Lineage: Eukaryota; Fungi; Ascomycota; Sordariomycetes; Hypocreales; Nectriaceae.